Messenger RNA from Rotaria socialis, 1665 nucleotides. NCBI's taxonomy places the organism in Eukaryota, Metazoa, Rotifera, Eurotatoria, Philodinida, Philodinidae. The record is from the annotation of a GenBank genome assembly.
AUGUCGAUUCAACCUGUGGAUAAAAUUGAUGAAAAUAUUAAAGAAGUGUCGAAGGAACCGCAUGUUGAAAUUCAACAUCAUCAUGAUCAUAAACAAGUUCAUUAUGGAAAACCGCAUUUUGCUGUAUUCUUGGCGGCUUUUACUUCGUUGGGUGGAUGGUUUUUCGGCUAUGAUCAAGGUGUUACGGGCGGUAUCGUAAUUAUGAGAUCAUUUAAAAAUGACUUUUGUGUUGGUGUAUAUGGUAAUGUAAGUGACUGCAAUCUUCCCGUGGCUGCUCUGCCCUCGGAAUACAGGCGAUUUUUGGUACUUUUCAAUCUAUUGUACAAUGUUGGAUGCUUCUUGGGAGCUGUGUUUAUUUCUUCAGUUGUAGCAGAGAGAUUUGGACGCCGAGCUGUUAUUUUCACAUCGGCUGUUCUUUUUUUUAUUGGUACAUCAAUAGUUAUUUUUCCGCCAGGAGGUUCAUCAAAGAUUAUGAUUCUGAUACUUUUUGGACGAAUCGUUGAAGGUACUGGUGUUGGCUGUUCUUCGUUUUCUUGCCCAUUGUACGCUUCAGAAAUAGCUCCAACGAAUUUACGUGGAAUGCUUUCUGGUUUUAUGCAAAUGACUGUCGUCAUUGGAUUGUUUGCUGCGAAUGUAGUAAAUAUUUUCUUACAAAAUCACAAAUGGGGCUGGCGAUUAUCAAAUGGAGUUAUUUUAAUUGCUCCACUUCUAAUUAUUACUGGCAUAUUUUUCUGUCCAGAAACUCCUCGAUGGUUGUACAAGAAAAAGGGUCGUGAUGCAGCCGAAGCUAGUUUGAAGCGUAUUCGUAGAAUAGAUGAUGUCGCAGGUGAACUCGACGCUAUAGCUGAUGCUAUAGAAGAAGAGGGUAACCAAAUUUCAGUCAAAGAGCUAUUCACAAAAAAGAAAAUGCUUGAAAGACUUGGUGUUGGUAUGGGUAUGCAUGUUUUACAACAGGCAACAGGCAUUAAUCCUAUAUUUAAUUUUGGUGGUAUUAUUUAUGAAAGUGUUCUUGGGAAGGGCAUCAUAUCAUUAUUGAUUUUGUCUGGUACAAAUUUGUUAAGCACUAUACCAGCUCUGUUCAUGUUUGACAGAUUAGGACGCCGUAAGCUGCUCAUAUAUGGUGGACUAGCUAUGGUAAUUGGGCAUCUUGUAGCAGCAACAAUCUUUGUUACAGGUUGUACUGUAACAACAAGCAUCAUCAAUGGAACUACCAUAAGUGAGGAGAAAGUGAAUUGUGCAACAAGUUCUGGUAUACUGAUGCUUGUCUCUACGGCUGUUUUCGUAGGUUUUUUUGCAAUUUCUUGGGGACCCAUUGCCUGGAUUUAUGCAGCUGAGAUUUUCCCACUUAAUGUUCGAGCUAGAGCUAUGUCACUGACCACAGGAAGUAACUGGUUUAUGGGUACGAUUAUGUCCUAUAUCCUCGAGUUAAUAAAACCAUUAGGAAUUCAUGGAGUCUUUUACCUUUUCAGUGGUCUGAGUUUAUUGGCUGUAAUUUUCGUAUAUCUUUUCUGUCCUGAAACAAGAGGAGUCUUAUUAGAAGAUAUUGAAGAGCAAUUUGAUAAUUUUCAAUUGAAAAAUAGAGGAUUUGUUAAAUUAUUCCGACGGUCUUGUAAACGAAAACGAAAACAGACCAUGAAAGUAAACAUUGUUGAAAUGCAGUCAUAA